This is a messenger RNA of Oppiella nova, 534 nucleotides long. The record is from the annotation of a GenBank genome assembly. NCBI's taxonomy places the organism in Eukaryota, Metazoa, Arthropoda, Arachnida, Sarcoptiformes, Oppiidae.
AUGGCUAGCCAGGGAGCUUCCCCAGGCAAGAUAUCCCUGCCAAACUGUAUGUCCGCAAAUAGCCUCCUGUCCCACACCACACCCGUCCAUUGUUACCCUGGGAUAGUGCGCACCUACUGCGCGCACUAUAGGGCGUCAAACAGGCAGGAAAAUAUCAUGAUAAAAGAUUUAAAGCUUAUAUUCGGCAUAAUCUCCACAAUUGUAGUGAUAUUAACAUCGGUUUCCAUAGAGAUUAAGGACGAUGAGCAGCACCUACAGCACCGACACUACGGGCCCGACACUGACCGUAAGGACUGGUAUCCGUUGGGCCGGGAUUUGAAUAAAUUUCAGCACCGCUUACGCCGUGCGACACAACUAUUGAUGUUUAAAGCGAGUGACGAAAGGGACUCAAAAUAUCACAAAAAUGCCGAUAAAGUGGUCAAAGUGGUCAAAGAGGUCACCAAAGAGAUCAAGGAUUUGAAUAGAAAUACGAAAGUGUAUAAACAGCCGGGUAUUAAGCAAAAAAGUAAUUAUUGUGCUAAGGUGGUUCAGUGA